CCCUCCCCACUCUUUUUCCACCGCCCCAGCACCUUCAUCUAUCAAUUUCCAUUGUCUUCCUUUUCUUUUAUUUUUGGGCUGGGAAAUCGAAGAAAGAAAACAGAGGGGAGAGAGAGAGAGAGAGAACGAAGGAGAGCAAGCGAGAGUUAGAGGGAACUCGAGAGGCAUGCAACUCGCGAAAGAAGGAAAGGAGAAGCGGAGAAGAGGAGGUGAGAGCAGUAGGGGGUUCAAAGAAAGGGAGAGCGGAGAGGAACCGGGAGGAACGAGCAAACACGGAUAGUGAGCGCGGGCUGCAGAUGAGCUAAAGCUAGACUAGCAGCAUAGGGAGACUCUUUUGAUAUCGGGGAUCAGCUCGGAGGAUUAGCAGCCUCCCGGAGGAACUCAACCAUACUUCCCGGCUCUUCUCUCAACUCGGCAACCCCCAACAACUCCUACUGGCUCUCUCCCUCCGGAAUCUAUGCCUUCGGUUUCUAUCCAAGAGGUGGCGGCUAUUCCAUCGGCAUCUUCAUGGUCGGCAUCCCACAGGAGACCCUCGUGUGGAUGGCCCGUCGGGACGACCCUCCUGUCCCGGGAAACUCCACCCUUCUUUUCACCUCCAAUGGGAAUCUCGUCCUGCAAUCGACCCAGCGUACGGUGAUCGCCACCCUGAAUGGGCCCGCUGUCUCUGCCUCCAUGCUCGACUCGGGAAAUUUUGUCCUCUAUAACUCUCAACAAAACAUAACAUGGCAAACCUUCGAUAGCCCAACCGACACCCUCUUAGAAGGGCAGUACAUCUCGGGGGGAAUGGAGCUGCGUUCGGCUGCCUCAGAUAACGACACAUCAACCGGGAUCUUCCGUACCAAGAUGCAAUACGAUGGGAAUCUUGUCAUGUACCCGAUCAAGAUGCAGUCUAGCGGGCGAUGGCCUUCUCUACCUCAUGAAUGGGACGGGUACAUAUCUGACAAACCUUACUGAUCGAGGAUUGGCAACGCCUAAUAUAGUAUAUCGUGCACGAAUCGAUCCCGAUGGGAUUUUCCGAUUGUACUCUUACAACAUGACAGAGAUGGGAAACUGGUCGACGGUUUGGUCAACAACAAAUAACAAGUGCGACCCCAAGGGCUUAUGCGGCUUCAAUGCCUUCUGCAUCAACAUCGACCAAGUUGGCAGAUGCCAAUGCCUCCCAGGUUUCGACUUUGUGCAAAGUGGGAAUGAGACAUCAGGCUGCCAGAGGAGUUACGGCAGAGAGCUGCACGGCGAUCAACGCACCUGCCAGUUACAACAUUUCGGUGGUCUCCAGCACUGAAUGGGAAGAUAAUUCCUACUCGGUUGUGGCGGUGCAAACAGAAAAUGAAUGCCGAAUGGAAUAUCUGCAGGACUGCAACUGCGAAGCUGCGUAUUACCAAGUUGGUUUGUGCAAUAAACAGAGGCUCCCUUUAAGAUAUGGUAGAAGGGAUCUCAGAUCAUCGAAUGUAGUCCUUGUCAAGGUAGGACAAAUGACACCCGGUAAUAGGACUGGGAGUGACCCGCAGAGGCCUGAAGGACAAAGAAAAGAACGCAUUCGCAUGGACAUUUUAGUAGUAAGUCUCAUUUUAAUUGCAGUUGCACUAGUAAUCAUCAUAGCCUGUGGGAUCCUUCUUUACAGGAACCGUGUUUGGUUGUACAAAACCAUUCCGACGGUCGGUACUGGCAGGAUGAUUGAGGAUGUCGCACCUUGAUCAUUUACUUAUGAUGAGCUCGUGACAGUGACUCGAGAUUUUAGAGAAGUGAUCGGGAAAGGAGCCUUUGGGAUAGUCUAUAGAGGAACCAUGUCGAAUGGAAAAGCCGUUGCUGUCAAGAGAAUUGAACGGGUGUCCACAGACGGUGAAAGAAAGUUCCAUACAGAGAUGAAAAUCAUCGGGAGGACCCAUCAUCGGAACCUCGUUCGCUUUCUCGGUUAUAGCUUUGAUGUAUCCAACAGGCUUCUGGUGUACGAGUACAUGAGCAACGGGUCGCUUGCUGAUCUUCUCUUUGCACCUGACAAGCUUCUUUGUUGGGAAGAGAAGAUGGGAAUAGUGCGGAACAUAGCCCGGGGUCUGCUCUACCUCCACGAGGAGUGUGAGACACAAAUUAUCCACUUGGACAUCAAGCCCAAAAACAUACUCAUUGAUGAGCAGCGAUGCGCGAAGAUAUCCGACUUUAGGCUGUCAAAGCUGCUGAAGCCGGAUCAGACCAACACCUACACCAGGAUCCGGGGCACAAGGGGCUAUGUCGCACCAGAAUGGCACAAAAACCUGCCUGUCACGACAAAGGCCGAUGUCUACAGCUUUGGCAUCGUACUACUGGAGAUAAUUUGCAGCCGGAGGAACAUGGACCAGAGCGUUCCAGAAGAAGAGAUCAUCCUGGAGAACUGGGUCUACGACUGCUUCGAGGCGGGUGAGCUGCACAAGUUAGUCGAUGAAGAGGAGGGUGUAGACAGGAGGCAGCUCGAGAGGAUGGUUAAGGUAGCUAUAUGUUGCACCCUUGAGGAUCCUUCGCUUCGCCCACCGAUGAGGAAGGUUCUGCUGAUGCUCGAAGGCACCAUAGACAUCUCCUCUCCACCUCGUCCCACUUCAUUCAUCAGCAGCAUCUGAAGCUGGCUUGAGGUGAUGAGCAGAAUUAUCAGAAUUGAGAUUUCCUAUUUUUGUUUCUCGUACUGUUUUGAUUAGAUCAGCCCUUCUUUGAUUGUAUGACAAUGAAAAUAACAAUUUGCUUGGCUAAUAAUCUACAACAAGGUCAGGCACCUCUGAUAUACUCA
Messenger RNA from Punica granatum (pomegranate), 2752 nucleotides. NCBI's taxonomy places the organism in Eukaryota, Viridiplantae, Streptophyta, Magnoliopsida, Myrtales, Lythraceae. The record is from RefSeq and is a predicted model, not a curated record.